Messenger RNA from Trichomycterus rosablanca, 3446 nucleotides. It is a transcript of the gene ints5, whose product is annotated as integrator complex subunit 5. Lineage: Eukaryota; Metazoa; Chordata; Actinopteri; Siluriformes; Trichomycteridae. Gene Ontology annotation, cellular component: integrator complex. The transcript has 2 exons. The coding region runs from base 1 to 3075 and encodes 1024 amino acids. Gene Ontology annotation, biological process: snRNA 3'-end processing. The record is from RefSeq and is a predicted model, not a curated record.
AUGUGUGCUAUGUUUGAUGGAAAUGGUUUAUCAGCGAUGCAGAGCUCUCAGUGUCACACUCCUCACAAUAACUACAGUCCUCAGGAGCUUGCAUUGGAAAUAAAAGCAUUCAUCAGUGGUGUUGACCAGACGCAAGGUCGUAAACUCACCGUUCGGGACCAUGCCCGCUGUGCUGUACGUCUUCUCCGCACUGUCCCAGCUUGCAGAGGUGCUGUUCUGGAGCACUUGAGGGGGGUUUACGACGAGUAUGUGGCAGCUUUUUUUCAAGACCUUGAGGCUGAGAGUGACAGUGGAAGAGAUGGUGCUACUUCAGGGACCAAUACCAGUGUGUCUAACUUGGAGGAUGUAAUUAAAGAGAUUCAUGCCGUCCUGCUUGAAUUUAUUCAACUUAACCCGAAAGCGUGGGCACCUUUGGUGUCUUCCUGGGCAGUUGACUUGCUUGGGCAGCUGAGCAGUAAGCAUGCAGGGAGAAGAGCAGUUCCUUACUCCUCCAGUCUAAACGAGCUCCUCCAGUUAUGGAUGACAUGUGCUGCCACUCGCUCCCUAAUGGAGUGUUACUCCCAGUGUCUGGCAGCAAUGUUAGCAUGGUGUCCUGAUGCCUGUGUGGAUGCCUUGUUGGAUACAUCUGUACAGCAUUCCCCUCAUUUUGAUUGGGUGGUUGCCCAUAUAGGCUCUGCUUUUCCUGGUACCAUCAUCAGCAGGGUACUCGCCUGUGGACUCAAAGACUUUUUUGCACAUGGAUGUCCUUCAGGUGAUCAAGCACCCCAACAGCAGACAAUAGACAAAAGCAGCAGAGUGCCCAAAAUUGGGUCUGUGGUGGGUAUCCUUGGACACUUGGCCUCUAGACACUCUGACAGUAUUAAAAAAGAACUUCUUAGAAUGUUCCAGGACAGUUUGUCCCCUCCACCACAAAGCGUGCCUCUGUCUUCAAGUGCCGCUGGUUGGGAGAGCUCCCAACAUCUCCGCAGAGCUACCGUACCUUUCCUGCUGCAGUUAGCCGCUCUUUCACCGGUUUUGCUUGGAGCUGUGGCAGUCGAGCUGGUGGAGAUCCUUCGGCCACCUUUGCUACUUCAACUCCAGUCUCAGUUUCAGGGUUUACCCAGGGAGGAGGUAGAAAACAUGUUGGGCCUAGCAGUGCACCUCAUCAGUCAGAGCCCUGCAGGUGGAGCACGGGUGCUGCGGUUUCUUGCAGAUACUGCUACCCCAGCCUCUGUGAUCAUAUCAGGGCCCACACCUUCACCACAUGACGGUGUACGCGAAGCUUGUGAUCGUCUUCUCCAGAUGCUCCUAUUGCAUCUCCACAAGCUUGUGUACAACAGGCCUGAUGGAGAUGAACCAUAUUCACACUCCAGCUCCAUUGCAAUGCCACGUGUGAUCCCAUUUCUUGAGGAACUGCAGGCUCAUGUUGGUGAGCUUUGUGCUGAGACACUUAGGCUUGAAAGGAAAAGGCACCUAUGGCUACAUCAACUGCUGUGUCUGCUGUCUGUAUAUGGUGGUCCUAGUGUGGCCACAGAAACCCUCUGUCAGCUGCUAACCCAGGCCAGGAACCCCGAGGAGCUUGCCUUAGCCUCACAACUCUACUCUACACUUUCUUCUUCUAUUCCCAGAUUACUUGCACAAGCUGUCACACGCUGCGUUGCUCAGAUCCACACCCAAAACCUGAACAGUAGAGAGUUAGCACGACUCCUGAACAACCUGGCUACAGCAGUGCAGAGCCAGGAAGAAGACGGCAAAUCAGCCAGUGCAACAGCUGGAAGUUCAAUGGCAGCACAAGUUGGCACUGCUGUUUCCAGCCACCUGCACGAUUUCUGUCAACUGUUACUUCACAAUGAUGCCACUGUAUCAAGAGCAGCCGCUCGCCUCUUGUGUUGCAGCCAGAUUCCAAAAGCUUGCUCGCCAGCUCAUUCGCUACUCAUAUCGCGGUCGGCAGUGGCCCAUUUCUUCAUAGCUUUACGACGACGGGGAGAAAUGCUAAAGGUCGGAGGUCAGAGUGGUGAAGAGGCAGUUGGAUACUCCAUGUGCUUGCUGUCCAACCUGGCAGCUUACUCAUCCCUGACACUCAAAAUUGUACUGCAGCAGCUUGUGGAGGGAGCCUUACAAGAAAGCAACAUGGAUCUGUUUGGGGGUCAGAAAGAAAACCCGGGUGAAAACAGUUACUUCACACCCAAUCAAGAUCCAGAUUUAGGUGCAUCAUUGCUAGACAUCAACUGUAAAUUUGGUACUACUGUUAACUUCUCUGGUAGUGUGUGGUCUGUGUUCCAUGCUGGGGUGAUUGGAAAGGGUCUGAAACCUCCUCAGACCUCUUACCAGUCUGACCCUGAUAAAGUUAGCCUGAACAUACAGACUUUGCUUGCCGUCACAGUCCAGUGUUGCAGUUCUGGUGGAGGAGGGAGUGGCAAUAAUGGAUCAGGCAAUGGCCGGAAAUCUCAGGCGGGCGAGGGUGUUCAUGAAGAGCCUUCUCCAGUCAACGCUGAAGCUGCCAAGGUUAUUGCAGUAGCUUUAGUGGAGAAUGUUUGCCCAGAUGUUGCAAAUGGAGAAAUUUCCUGGCCACCUGAGGAGCACACAAAGACUACGGUUGAGAGAGACAUUCACAUCUGCCAAUGUUUUAAGGCCAAUCCUGUGUUGUUCCAUCUUCUUCGAGUGAUCGCUGCUGGACGCCCAGCACUCUGCUAUUGCUCUGCUGUACUCAGAGGCCUCCUGGCCACACUCUUGGUCCAGUGGGAGGCUUCACGCGAGUCCUCAGUACUAGAUUCCCCCUGGCAUCUUCAGGCUUCCUGUUUGCUAGUGUCCUGUAUGGGAGAGGGUCAGCUUCUGCCCCCAGUACUAAGUAACAUCCAUGAGGUCUUCCCUCAUCUGUCACCAUUUGAGGUCAGGCUUUUGCUGCUUGGGGUCUGGGAGUACAUGCGUGGAAACAGCCCUAUGCCUCAAAAGUUUACAUUUAGUGCUGAGAAAGGAGUGUUUUUCCGAGAUUUCUCUCGAGACGGGGAUGUAGCACGUUACACUGCACCAAUACACAGUGUGCUUCAUAAGAACAUUGACCGGCUCGGACACUUAUGUUGGAGGUUUCAGGUCUAGCAACCUGAAGUUUGUUGUUUCAAACCUUUUAUUGUACAGUGAGGUUCUGGGGUACUGAUUUUUUGUUCCACCUUGUAAUUCUCCACCACUGUUAAUGGUAAAUCAGAUUUUUUGAGGGGAUGGUAUACAGAUAAACUCCAAAAAGUCCAAAUUAAAUGUUUGAAUUGAUUUUUUCCAGUAAAUACAUGGAAGAGAAAAGUUAAAAUGGGAUAGAAAAGUUCUCUGUGACAAAACCUUAUCAAAGUUUGAACAUAAAUUUGAUCAUAUAACUGUAUAAUAGCUUUUGUAUUGUAAUUUUAAUGUGUGUUUUGUUUAGGUAAUAGCAUAGUUUAAGAUUCGACUAUAAACUGUACAUAACUAACUUCAUAAUU